Messenger RNA from Plasmodium gallinaceum, 750 nucleotides. RefSeq names its product conserved Plasmodium protein, unknown function. The record is from RefSeq and is a predicted model, not a curated record. NCBI's taxonomy places the organism in Eukaryota, Apicomplexa, Aconoidasida, Haemosporida, Plasmodiidae. The transcript has 3 exons. The coding region runs from base 1 to 750 and encodes 249 amino acids.
AUGAAACUAUAUAUUUAUUAUUUCGGCCUUUUCCUUACAUUAGCUCUUCAUUUAAAAGCUAUACAGCUUCAUUCUGUGAGCUACACACCCAGCGCAUACAUUGAAAUUGGUGAUAAAAUAUCACAUAGAGUUGGAGAAUUGUGGAAUAACCAAUUCGAAUCAUUUAUUGACUUAGUAUCUAAAAAAAUUGUUGAUAAAUUAGAAAACAAUGUAUCAAACGAUAAAAUUUCAGAUAAAAUGAUGAUUCUUCUUCAAAAUGAUGCUGAGAUUUUUGAUUCACAUCACUAUAAAGAUCAUAACAUGGCACUUAUUCAAACCAUAUUUUUUAGGAAAUUAAAAGAGAAAUUUAAUAACAGUAAUUUUGGGAAAAAAAUAAGAGAAUUGGGAUCAAGAGCAAAGAGUAAAAUUAAAAGUCUUUAUCAGAAGCAUAAAAGUAAGUUACAACAUUUCUUUAAUAUUUUAAUGAGAAGUUUGGUUUUACCAAUAGCUAUCAAAUAUAUAAGAAAAAAUAUUAAGAAAUGGAAGCAAAAAACUUUAGAUGCCACUAAUAAACUCGAUGAAGAUUCAAAAAAAAUAGCAACACCAAUAAUCAAUAGAUUAUAUGAAAAUUUUGGAAGCAAAAUUGAUCAAUAUGCUGAAGCAAACAGCAUAGACUUUGAGGAUGAAAUGCAAGCUCUUGAUGAAUUAGCAAAAGAUAAAAAAGAGAUUGAUGCUCUAGAAAAAGAAGAGAAAGCUAUAUUAAAAGCAUAA